This is a messenger RNA of Arabis nemorensis, 3468 nucleotides long. NCBI's taxonomy places the organism in Eukaryota, Viridiplantae, Streptophyta, Magnoliopsida, Brassicales, Brassicaceae. The record is from the annotation of a GenBank genome assembly.
AUGGCUGCCUCCCCUGUGGUCAGCUGUGUACCUCCAUACCCGUACCAAGUGUUCCUCAAUUUCCGAGGAGAAAUUCGUCAUAAGUUCAUCAGCCACCUAGCUAAGGCCUUGGAAGAUGAAAAUAUCAAGAUCUUCAUAGAUGACAAUGCGGCAAAAGGCGAACAUCUAGAUAUCUUGUUCAAGGAGAUCGAGAAAUCAAGUAUCGCACUGGCAAUCUUUUCCGAAGGGUACACAAAGUCAGAUUGGUGUUUGAACGAGCUAGUUAAGAUAAAAGAACGCAUGGACGAAGGCAAACUCGUGACUAUUCCCAUCUUCUACAUGGUAGAGCCAAAGACCGUUAAACAUCAAGAAGGAGCGUUCGGUGAUGUGUUGAGGAAAAAAAAGCAAAUUGUUGGUGAUGACCAAGUGAACAAAUGGAAGGAGGCUCUACGGUCUGUUUGUGACCACAUAGGCUUCCCUUUCGACGGAAAGAGCAGCGAGAACCAGUUCAUUGUAAAAAUAGUCGAAGGGGUUUUAAAACAGUUAGGCACCAUUUCAUCAGACGAAAGCACAAAGAGUUCCUUGGAUCCUUCGCAAAACACUGAAGCUCCCUUAGAAGAUGCAGAAACAGAGAUUUUCGGGCUCAAACAACGGCUUGAGGAAUUGAAUUACAAGGUCAAGGGAGCCGAGACUCGUAUUAUCGGAGUUGUUGGGAUGCACGGCAUUGGCAAGACCACUCUCGUAGAGAAGUUCUACGAGGAGAAGCAACACAAGUUCUGUAGUCAUUGCUUACUCCAAGAUAUAGGUGAGAUUGUAAAGGUUGACCACAACUUGCCAGGGAUGGUCUUGAAGAAGUUGCUAAAUCAUGAUGAAAUAGAAGAAGAGGGAUACGAAUUUUACAAGAAGGAACUACUUGAACAAAAAGUUUUUAUUGUUCUCGAUGGGAUCAAUAGCAAGAAACAGAUUGAAGUUCUACUCGAGGGUCACCGUGACUGGGCUUUGAAAGGAAGCAAGAUCGUGAUUGCAACGAGCGACAAGUCAUUGCUACACGAUAUCGUUGAUGAUAUUUAUGUGGUUCCGCAGUUAGACUACAAAGACGGGUUAAAGCACUUUCAUCAUUAUGCCUUUGAGAAUGACAACAAGGAAUCUUUCUUGAAGUUGUCGAAAGAGUUUGUGCAUUACGUGAGAGGCCAUCCACUAACUCUUGAGCUACUGGGUAAAGAGCUUCGUGGGAAAACUUUAGCAUACUGGAAAGAGAAAAUGGAGUCACUUGCAAAAAGUCUAAGCCCUAGUAUUCGAGACCUUGUCUUGCAAGUAAGUUAUGACGAACUAAAUCAAGAACAGAAGGAUGCGUUUCUCGACAUAGCUUGUUUCAGAUCCCAUGAUCUGGUUUAUGUAAAGAGCUUACUGGAUUCAUCUGGUUCUGAAGAGACGAAUAUAAUCAAAGCUCUCACGGAUAAGUUCUUGAUCAAUACUUCUGACCCUAGCCGAGUAGAGAUGCAUGAUCUUCUGUAUACUUUCGCUACAGAGAUUGGCUCGAAAGCUAACGGAAAAGGGCGACAUCAACGCGGCAUAACUAAUGUUCUGCAGAAACCGGGACUCAAUGUCAACGUCAAAGUCAAAGGUAUUUUUCUUGACUUGACUCAAAUCAAAAAGGAAAGGACCUUAGGCAAGGAGCACUUCAAGAAGAUGCGUGAUCUUCGAUACCUAAAGUUCUACAGUUCUCAUUGUCCUCAAGAAUGUGAGCCUAACCAGAGGAUACACAUCCCAGAGAGGCUUGAUUUCCCACUAGAAGAGGUUCGAUGUUUACAUUGGCUGAAAUAUCCAUUGCACGAACUUCCACAAAAUUUCAACCCCAAAAAUCUAGUCGACCUAAAGCUGCCUUACAGCAAAAUUAGACAGAUUUGGAAUGAAGAAAAGGAUGCUCCAAAACUAAAAUGGGUUGAUCUCAAUCACUCAAGUAAGUUAGAGACCUUGUCAGGGCUAUCAAAAGCUGAAAAUCUACAAAGAUUGAACCUUGAAGGCUGCACGGCUCUGAAAGCAUUGGCUCCGUAUAUGCAAAACAUGGGAAGUCUUGUUUUCCUAAAUCUGAAAGGGUGCACGGCCCUCGAGUCUUUUCCUGAUAUCGGAUUGGUACCACUACAAACACUCGUCCUCACUAAAUGCUCAAACCUUAAGAGUUUCUUUAUGAUUUCAGAGACUUUAGAGGCUCUAUACUUGGAUGGCACCGCAAUAACCGAACUUCCUACAACCAUGGUAAAGCUUGUCUUAUUAAACCUGCAAGACUGCAACAAGCUGGAAAAGCUUCCUGAAGGAUUUGACCAGCUGAAAGAUUUACAAGAGCUAGUAUGCUCUGGUUGUUCAAUCCUCAGUUGUCUCCCAGAUUCAAUGGAGAACAUGAAACGCUUGCAGAUUUUACUGCUUGAUGGGACAUCAAUAACAAAGAUUCCUCAGAUAGCCUCACUUGAGCGUUUAUGCUUAAGUGGAAACGAUAACAUCAUCCGUUUGGAUGACAUGAGUCAACUUUAUCAACUGAAAUGGUUGGACUUGAAGUACUGUAAGAAUCUUUUAUCUCUUCCAGAGCUUCCAACAAAUCUUUUGUGCUUAGAUGCACACGGAUGCGGCUCACUGAAAACAGUCGCGGAUCCACUUACUACUCAUAUGCCAAUGGAGCAGAUUCAUUCCACAUUCAUUUUCACCAACUGCAACAAACUGGAUCGAAAUGAAAAAGAGAAAAUCACAACUUAUGCUCAAAGGAAAUGCCAAUUCCUAUCGAGUGCACUAAAACGCUGCAAUGAGGGCUUUGUUCCAGAGGCUUUGUUCAGCACUUGUUUUCCUGGGUGUGAAGUACCUUCAUGGUUUUGUCACCAAGCAGUUGGAUCUGAGUUAAAGAUCAAACUUCCCCCACACUGGAACGAAAAUCAGUUUGUCGGGAUAGCUUUAUGUGUUGUUGUCUCCUUUCGAAACUGCCAAGAACAAAUCAACUCUUUUACCGUUACAUGCAAGUUUAACCUAGAAAGUAAAGAUGGAUCACAUAUCUCCUUCGAUCGCUUGGUUGGACGAUGGAACAAUCAUGGCAACGAGCUAGACAAGAUGGGAUCAGACCAUGUCUUUAUUUGCUACACCAGAUGCUCAAACAACAUAAAAUGUGUUGAAGACCAGCACUCAGGUACAUGUACUCCAACUGCAUCUUCCCUUGAAUUUGGUGUGACAGAUGAGAAAGAUAGACUCGAGGUGCUCAAGUGCGGCUUAAGAUUAGUUUAUGCAUCUGAGGAAUUCCAGAAGAAAAACUCAGAUGUAACUACAAACAAUGAUGCAGAGUUUAACAAAACUUCAAAAAAAGAUGAAGAAAUCGAGCUUCAAGAUUCAACCCCAAUAAGGAAUGUCAGUUUCAGCAGUAAUAUAACAAGUGGAAGUUUAUCUCCCGGUGAAGAGUAUUCCAUUGUCUCGGAUGAAGCACAUCUACAAAUAAAUCCAAUUGCGAGAUGA